Tigriopus californicus is the source of this 2519-nucleotide messenger RNA. RefSeq names its product FMRFamide receptor-like. The coding region runs from base 147 to 1811 and encodes 554 amino acids. NCBI's taxonomy places the organism in Eukaryota, Metazoa, Arthropoda, Copepoda, Harpacticoida, Harpacticidae. The transcript is spliced from 10 exons. The record is from RefSeq and is a predicted model, not a curated record. Gene Ontology annotation, molecular function: G protein-coupled receptor activity. Gene Ontology annotation, cellular component: membrane. Gene Ontology annotation, biological process: G protein-coupled receptor signaling pathway.
UGACCAUUUCACGUUUCUUCCAAAGAUUGGAAGUGGUUGGUUGGUUUCUUCCGGACUGAGAUAGAUCGUGACUAACCGAACCAAGUGGAAUCCGGAGUUCAAGACCAACAUUUCUCAUCGCUUUUGACAGGUUUCAUGGUCCUACCAUGAAUGCCACGGAAUUUAACCAAACUUUUUCCUACGCCAACAACAUCAUGACAUCCAAUGCCACAUUGGGUGAGCUCUUGGACUGUCCCGUGUAUACACCGGAGGACGAUGAGUUUCUGGAUAACAUUCUCUUUUGGGUGGAAGGCGUUCUUCAGUGUUGCAUGGCCUUCAUGGGACUGAUCGGAAACAUCAUUUCGGCUAUCAUCCUCUCAAGAGAGGAGAUGCGAAACUCGUUCAACUUGCUGUUGAUUGCCCUCAUUUGUUUCGACUCGUGGUACCUGUUUGGCAGCAUUCUUGAGAGCUUCCGUCGGAUCUUCCACCUGGACACGGAGCUUCACACAUUGUUGUUUCCCUACAUUUUGUACCCACUGCAAUUCAUCUCUAUGGCCGGCUCGAUAUUCAUGACGGUCGGGAUCUCUCUAGAGCGAUACAUUGCAGUACAUUACCCUAUAGAUUACAACCAGAGCAUGAACAGCCCUGAAGCUUGCCGGCGGCGCCUAAUGAAAUAUGUGUUCCCAGUCAUCUUCCUCUCAUUCCUCUUCAACAUCCCCAAAUUCUUGGAAGCCCGAAUCGGAUAUGAAUUAACAGGACCCACCAAUCUGAGCCGAGUCAUCGAAGUAAAUCACGGGAUGUACAACGGGAGUGUGGCUGUAUUUAUCGAUGGGUCCUAUUAUAAAUUGGAGCACGGCCAUGGAGCCAACCAUACUGUGGAUCAACUCAAGGAAUUGUUCGAGGUCCCUGUGGUGGAGGUGACUGAGUUGCGGCGAGAACCAGCUUACGCCAUAUAUUACAAUAAUUGGACCCGCCUUCUAAUUCUCGGGAUCAUUCCAGCCAUUAUGCUUGUCUACUUGAAUUACAAGAUCUACAAGGACAUCAAAUUGCGUCAAAGCCGUCGGCGUCAAAGCAUGAGCCAAGUUACGAUUAAUCAUCAGGCUCGUCGACGACACGAGGAUAACCUGGCCGUGGUUUUCAUGGGGAUCGUUUUGGUGUUCCUUGUCACACAUUCCCUGAGGAUCCUUCUUAAUUUACACGAGAUGAUUGUCAUCAGGGACGCCAUGGAGUGCUCCCGAGCCGGUCAGAGAUCCUUCCCAUUGUGGUCCAUCGUCACAGCGGUGUUCAGCCAUUUUCUCCUCGUCCUCAAUUCAUCCAUUAAUAUGGUCAUCUAUUGCAAGCUCAAUCCCGCAUUUCGUAUACUAUUCUUCGAUCUCCUUUACAAAACUUGUCACGGCAUCGCCCCGUGUUUCUUCAAGGACGAGGACGGUCAGGGCGCUUCCAAUCAAAACGGCCAUUCCGAAGGCCAGACCAACACCACGACGGCCUCUCAAAACCCUUCGGCCAAAUCAGCUCCACCACCCAACACCAAGGCCAGACCCGUGGAGCUGACAGUCUUGACUGAAUGCCAUUCCAACAACCUCGCGUCCAAUAAUGUGAAUGUGAAGGAAAAGAACUGGGAUCAGCGCUCGGUCGAGUUGCUGCCUUCAAAAGGGCCUCCAUCAACGCCUUUGGUUUCCGGGGGUUCAAAUCCUGGUAUUUUCACGACUACAUCCAAUGAGAAUGGGACCAAAAAGGACGGAGAGCCCUUGGGCGAUGUCAAUGAAUCACCUGCUCAGGAUUCGAACUCGAUUGGCGCUCAGAAGAAUGGAGUGAAUGUCACUCAUCUUUGAUUAUUUGGCUGGCGAGAAUUGAACGAACUGGUGUUCAGUAAAGUACGGAAUAACUAUCCCUGCACCCUAGCGAACUUUGUUGGAAAUGGUUUAUUUUCUCGACGUUGAUCUCUCGUUCCAAUACUCUCUUGCUGCCUCGUAAUGUAUGUAGUUAUCGAUGGGUUUCGACGUUGACUCGAGGCCGACAUCCGAGGUUAAGACGUUCAUGAUAUUCGCCGACAUGGUCUUGGCGUUAUUUUGUAGUUCUGGUUAGAAUUGUUGGGCAAACGCUCAAACGUAGAUGAUGUAUUUUCCGAGAGGCUCCUGCAUAAGCUGCAAACUGUGAGCUUAUUGGGUUCCCAAAGUUCCAUUUGUGUGUGAAGAAAUGUCGAAUUGCGAGCAAUAUCGUCGGCUAAGUGCGAGUCUAGGAUGGCAUCCUCAUUUCCAAUUCAUUCAUCGGGCAACUUGGGGCGGGCAAACGAAGUGUUUUGUUAUCAUUGUUCAGUCUAGAUAUAUUUUAGUAAUGUAAAGCAGGCGUUGGUUCCCGCUACCCGAACAUCGAAAUUUUGUUUAGAAAGAGUUACUCCCUGGAAGAAGAUGUGCAUUGAACGUGCUUCCGCUUCUGAAUAUGACGAUUUUGGCCAUGAUAAAUGUGAUUGUAAUCAACUUCCUACUCAAGCUCAGUACCUCCGUUUCAAGCUGUAUUUGGAAAUAAAUGCCAUAAUGGGA